Messenger RNA from Anguilla rostrata (American eel), 2105 nucleotides. RefSeq names its product ssu-2 homolog, tandem duplicate 1 (gene ssuh2.1). NCBI's taxonomy places the organism in Eukaryota, Metazoa, Chordata, Actinopteri, Anguilliformes, Anguillidae. The record is from RefSeq and is a predicted model, not a curated record. The coding region runs from base 383 to 1498 and encodes 371 amino acids. Gene Ontology annotation, molecular function: heat shock protein binding. The transcript is spliced from 12 exons.
GAAUGCUGGGGCAGGUUUGCAGUUCCCUUAUUGGAUUUAAUCUGCGACGACCGCGUGCUUCCUUUGUGCACACAAGAAAACGACAUUUAAAGCAAAUAAUUUUGAUAGGUCCAGAUCCGCGCAAUUCGGUGUUUGGCACUUCAAAUGUGUACGCCCACAAAUCUGCUUAUUAACGAUGUUUUCUGAACUUUACCGUAAACGCUACUCGUGCGUGAAUGUACAUUGAAAAACAAAGGGUCUGAACAGGCGGGGCUGACAUUCCGUAGUUUUUCAACACAAGCUAUUCUUUACCUAACGUUGCCCGUUCAUAUAAAACUUUCAUCCUGCGUGAUUUGGUCUUAAAGAGAAGAUAGGGCGAGCAUUGGCAUUUUCUGACAAAACCAUGGAUGAAAGAAACUAUUUAGGGGAUCUAGGAGACUCGGAUUCCAAUAUACCAGAGGAGGGACCAACAACGCCCCCUCCUGGCUGGCUAGAGAAUGUGACGGGAUAUGAUCAGAAUCACGGAGACAAGGAUGGCACCGAUAAGCUGUACCCUCCUCCCCCUGACUACGCGACUGUAUGUGAGAAUGACAGGAACUUACAAGUUCCUACUGUCAGUGUUCCCGUGGUGUCGGAGGACGUAGCUCGGGAAGCGCUGAUGGAGUUCGUGGAGAGGAAGUGGACCUACAGGAGCAAGCCAGCCCGCGACAUGACCUUUACGGACCUGAAGCCCUUCACCGUGUACCGCUACCGUUUGGAAACAUACACGGAGUCCCGAUCAAGCACCUGGGAGUUCGAGCCUUACACUAACCAGUUUGUGGACGGGCCGCAGUACGGGGCAAGCCCCCUUCCCUGGGACGUCCCAGUGGAGGUCCCGCCCAUGUACACGAACGUGUGCUUGAAGGUGCGCGUCCCGCAUUCUUCUGUUGUCAAGGUGUGUCACCAGUGCCACGGCAGAGGCAAGGUCAAGUGCAAUCACUGCAGAGGCAAAGGAGAGACGAGGUGCAUGUCUUGCCAUGGCACCGGCCGGAAAAGUAAAAAGAGGUGCUCUUUUUGCCGUGGUUCGGGGAGACGAAGAUGUAGCUAUUGCUCCGGAAAAGGUCAUAAAACGUGCAAAUCCUGCCUUGGGCACCAAAACCUGCUGCACUUCAUCCAGCUGACGGUCACAUGGAAGAACCACGUGUUUGAGUUCGUCCCGGAUCGCAUCCCAGAAUUCCCCAUAAAGAAGUUUGAUAAGGUGUCAGGGGACGCAUUUUUUGUGGAGGAAAGCAUUGUGGUGUAUCCAGUCAUGGGCUUCCCUGACCUGGAUAUCUGUAACAUGUCGCAGAAAAUGAUUGAGGAGCAUCUGAGCAAGUUCUCCACUGUCAGCAGAAUCCUUCAUCAGUGCCAGAGCAUUGAACUGGUCCCUCUCACGCGUGUCUUCUACACCUACAAAGGAAAGGACUUCAACUAUUUUGUCUACGGAAUAGAAAACAAGGUUUACACUCCAAAAUAUCCAUCGAGUUGCUCUAUUUUGUAAUCAUUUGGGAUGAUUCCUUGAGUACAUUACUAAAUUUAAUAUCAAUUUCUAUUCUUUUUCUUUCUUAUAUUUAUAGCACAUACUGUAACAACUGUACAUUUAUUUGUUUUCAGAUGUAAUUAUUUUUACAAAACAAUACUUUUACACUGAAAAAUAAUUCACUGCUUCUAGUCAAAAAGAUUAAUGCAGAAAAUUGCCUUGAGGUCUUUGAGUCAUUUCUACUUAUUAUUAAGUAAAUGUUAGACAAACACAGCUAGUUUUAGUGCAACCAGGGUGGUUUUCCUCAAUAUUUAAAAACUUAAUUAUGUUGAACCUACUUAAAUAUUCAUAUUCACUGAGACAUUCAGCUAACUAAUAAUAAAAGUGAAGUUGAUUCAACUUGUAUCUUUUCUUUCUUUUCUACUCAUAUCUUUUGCAAAUUUCUGCUUUAAUCAAUAAAUCAAGAAAAAAAUAAGUAAUCAUUUAGAGGUCUUCACCUUUUUAUUGAUUGGAAAUCUGUAGGAAAUCUGUAGGAACAGGCAGGAAUUGAACUUUGGUUGCCUGUGUGAGAGGCAGUUGUGCUAACCCCUGAACUUAAGGUUAAGUCCUUUAGGCCCAACGUCAGUGC